Anolis carolinensis (green anole) is the source of this 5974-nucleotide messenger RNA. It is a transcript of the gene ift140, whose product is annotated as intraflagellar transport 140. Gene Ontology annotation, cellular component: axoneme; intraciliary transport particle A; ciliary basal body. The record is from RefSeq and is a predicted model, not a curated record. Gene Ontology annotation, molecular function: protein binding. NCBI's taxonomy places the organism in Eukaryota, Metazoa, Chordata, Lepidosauria, Squamata, Anolidae. Gene Ontology annotation, biological process: intraciliary retrograde transport. Bases 276 to 4778 code for a protein of 1500 amino acids. The transcript is spliced from 30 exons.
GGCGGAGAGGCCUCGUUGGCCUUCUUUUCCCUCCAGGCCCAGGGACCGGGGCCUCGCGUGAGGGGCAGGCCGGAGGCGUGAGGGGUGGCUGGGCGGGGAGGGCCUCUCCUUUCCCCGCGGAAAUUCUCCUUCAAGGAAACUCCUAUUUAUGAUUGACAGGGCCGAAGAUGGACAGAACCUUUACUUUCCUUCUCCAGACUGAAUGGGGCUUCGGCCUGGACUUCCUCAAACAGGAACACUUACCGGCUUCAGCUGUGUAGCUGUUGGCUUUCGAAAUGGCUGUGUACGUGAACCAUCAAAUAGAAGCUCUUGAGUCCCACGGACCACAAUUCCACAUUGCGUGGCACCAUAUCCAGCCGUUUCUGGCCAUUGCGUCUGUUAAUUCAAAUUCUGGUGGCAGUGUGGGUAUUUUUCAAGAACAGGGCGAGUAUGCCUGUGAUGCCUACUUGGAAAGAAACUUUCGAGCCACGUGCCUCAACUGGCACCCAUCCAAACUCAUCCUGGCCGUGGGCUGCGAAAUGGGGGACGUGGUGGUGGUGAACAAGCAAGACAAGGAGCAUCACGCUGUCCCUUCCAACCACAAUGCUGAUAUCACAAUCCUAAACUGGAGCACGAAUGGAACCCGGCUAGUCUCCGGUGACAAACUCGGUGUCCUUGUUUUAUGGCGGAUGGACCAGCGAGGGAGAGUUCAAGGCCCCCCGCUCCUUAAGCAUGAAUAUGGGAAGCAUCUCAAUUGUUGCAUUUUCCGGCCACCACCUCCUGGCGAGGACCUGGUGCAGUUGGCAAAAGCGGCGGUGAGUGGGGACGAGAAGGCCUUGGACAUGUUCAACUGGAGAAAAGCUGGGAUGGGGAUGUCUCUGAAGAUGGGACCCCAGGAAGGGCUGUCCUUCUUUAUCAGCACGACCGAUGGGACUGUGCAUUAUGUGAACGAAAGAGGGAAAACCAGCCAGGCAUUGACUACAGAGAGUCCAGUUCAAAAACUACUGUUUAUGGAAAAUGAUGUCUUGGUGGUCAUAACAGAGACACUCCUUUUAUCGCUUCAUAAAAUUUCUCUUGAAGGAGAAAUAGAGGAACUCUUGAAGGUAAAGCUGAGUGGGAAGAUUGGUCACCCUGCUGAUAUUAUUUUGACUGACCAUAGCCUUCUUAUCACUGCAACAGGGGAACCGGUUGUGAGAUUCUGGGACUUGGAGCGAGGUGAGAACUAUGUGGUGUCUCUGGAUGAGCAGUUUGGAUUUGAAAUAGGAGAAUGUGUCAACUGUAUUUCCUAUUGCAGUGCUAAAGGUCUUCUGUCGGGUGGCACAGAUAAAGGGAGAAUCGCCAUGUGGAGGAAGACAUCCCUCUCCAGCCAAAACGCCUGGUCAAUGGAAGGGAAGGACAGGUGGAAGCUCCAGGCACCCACAGAGCUGGAAGGGAACAUCAUUCAAAUACAGUGGGGAUCGAAGAAAAACUUGUUAGCUGUGAACACAACCAACUCUGUGCAAAUCCUUAGUGAGCAGGCCAUGUGUUCGCAUUUCCACCAGCAAGUGGCAGUGGUGCAGGUUUCUCCAAACUUGUUCAGCGUGACUUCCUAUAGCGACAAGAUGACCGAGAAUCUCCGUCUCGACAUGCGGGUGAACGGGGUCUUUGCCGCUAAGGACGCUGUAGUAUUUUGGAAUGGGAAGCAAGUUGUUGUCUUCGAACUCUCAGGUGGCACUUUACGAAAUACAGGUUCUUUCAGCUGUGAUUCUCCGGUGCUGGCGAUGCAUGAAGAAAACCUUUACACCGUUGAGCCAAAUCGGGUCCAAGUUCGCACCUGGCAAGGCACCGUGAAGCAGCUGCUCGUGUUCUCCGAAUCAGAAGGAAACCCAUGCCUCCUUGAUGUCUGUGGGAACUUCCUGACCGUGGGAACAGACUUGGCAAACUUCAAAAUAUUUGAUCUUUCCCGCAGAGAGGCGAAAGUCCACUGCGGCAACAAGGCUCUGGCCGAUCUGCUUCCGGGCACCGGUGGGAUUGCAUCGGUCAAGUGCAAUGCGAGUGGAAACAAAGUGAGCAUUCUCAUCAACAAGGCCGAUGGGAGUCUUGAUUCCAAGAUCUGUUUCUAUGACAUUGAAAUGGACACGGUCACCUUGUUUGAUUUCCAGUCUGGACAACAGAAGGACGGACGGGAAAUUUCCUCCUUUGGGCAGGAAGCUGAAGGGAGAAAAAUCUCCGACCUUCCCGACCUGUGUGAUCACAUCCCUGUGAGUCACUUCUGGGAUCAGAACGAGCCCAGGCUUUUCAUCUGCGAAACUGCCCUUGACCCAAACCAGCAGUCCCUGGACAAGAAACAACCACCCACAGAAAGCCCGGUGGAUGCUUUGAUUAUAUGCUUCUUCAUUACGGAAGAGCACGGCCUUUUGCUGCAGGACAGCUUUCCUCUGCCAUCAUCCUACCAGUCUCUCCUGGGCAUGGAGGUCCCGCAUUACUAUUUCUCGAGAAAGUUAUUGUUUUGGAGGGGAUCUCUCUAUAAACCUUACCCGGAAGCAGAGAAGAAAGAUGCGAUGGAGCCGGGCGUGAUAUCGCUCUACCAGAUGGUCACCAGAAAACCGAUGCGCGACUUCAUGGGCCUGGAAGACUGCGACAAAAGUACGCUCGAUGCCGUGCUUAACUUCAGCCUGUAUCUGACCAUUGGGGAUAUGGACGAGGCCUUUAAAUCCAUCAAACUUAUAAAAAGCGAGGCGGUUUGGGAGAACAUGGCCCGCAUGUGUGUGAAGACCCAGCGGCUGGAUGUGGCCCGCGUCUGCCUGGGGAACAUGGGACAUGCGCAGGGAGCCAAGGCCCUGCGGGAGGCGGAGCAAGAGCCGGAGCAGGAGGCCCGGGUGGCCAUGCUGGCCAUCCAGCUGGGCAUGCUGGAAGACGCGGAGCGACUGUACAAGCAGUGCAAGCGCUUUGACCUCCUGAACAAGUUCUACCAGGCCUCCAACCAGUGGCCGAAAGCCAUGGAAGUGGCCGAGGCGCAUGACCGCGUCCACCUGCGCACCACCUACUACAAUUACGCCAAGCACUUGGAAGCCACCGCUGACCUCGGCCUGGCACUCACCUACUACGAAAAGUCAGACACACACAAAUUUGAGGUCCCGCGGAUGCUUUCUGAAGAUUUACAGGCCUUGGAGUCUUACGUCAACAAGAUGAAAGAUAAGGGCUUGUGGAAGUGGUGGGCGCAGUACCUGGAAGGUCAGGCCGACAUGGAAGCGGCUCUGAAAUAUUACGAACUGGCGCAGGACUACUUCUCCAUGGUCCGGAUUCACUGUUUCCUGGGCAACAUCCAGAAGGCGGCCGAUAUUGCAAAUGUGACGGGGAACUGGGCCGCCUCCUACCACGUCGCCCGCCAGUACGAGAGCAACGACGACAUCAAACAAGCCGUGCACUUCUAUACCCGGGCCCAGGCUUUCAACAACGCCAUCCGACUGUGCAAGGAAAACAAUCUGGACGACCAGCUGAUGAAUCUGGCUCUUCUGAGUUCUCCCGAAGACAUGAUUGAAGCCGCCCGUUACUACGAAGGAGGCGGGGAGCAGAUGGACAGGGCGGUCAUGCUCUACCACAAGGCCGGGCACCUGUCCAAGGCGCUGGAGCUGGCCUUCACCACGGAGCAGUUUGCCGCCCUGCAGCUCAUUGCCGAGGAUCUGGAUGAGAAGUCCGACCCGGCCCUCCUGGCCCGCUGCUCCGACUUCUUCAUUGAACACGGACAGCACGAGAAGGCCGUGGAGCUCCUGCUGGCGGCAAAAAAGUACCAGGACGCUCUGCAGCUUUGCCUGGAACAGAACCUGACCAUCACGGAGGAAAUGGCUGAAAAAAUGACCAUCUCGAAGGAUUCCAAGGAGAUCCCCGAAGAUUCCCGGCGGGCGCUCUUGGAGCAGAUUGCCGACUGCUGUAUGCGGCAGGGCAACUACCACAUGGCCACCAAGAAGUACACCCAGGCAGGAAACAAGCUGAAAGCCAUGAGAGCCCUGCUGAAAUCGGGCGACACGGAAAAAAUCGUGUUCUUUGCGGGCGUCUCCCGGCAGCGGGAGAUUUACAUCAUGGCUGCCAACUACCUCCAGUCGCUGGACUGGCGCAAGGACCCGGAGAUCAUGAGGAACAUCAUCAGCUUCUACACCAAAGGCCGGGCUCUGGACCUCCUGGCCGGCUUCUACGACGCCUGCGCCCAGGUGGAGGUGGACGAGUACCAGAACUACGAGAAGGCGCUGGGGGCGCUGACGGAGGCCUACAAGUGCCUCUCGAAGGCCAAGGCCCGCAGCCCCGUCGAGCAGGAGAGCAAGCUGGCGCUCCUCCACAGCAAGAUGGCCCUGGUCAAGAAGUUCAUCCAGGCCCGGAGGCUUUACUCGGAAGACCCCAGGGAGGCCGCGAGGCAGUGCGAGCUUCUCUUGGAGGAACCGGAGCUCGACAGCGCCAUCCGCCUGGGCGACAUCCUGGGCUUCCUGGUGGAGCAUCACCUGCAGGCACAAGAAUUUCAGGCGGUGAGUGGUAUGUUUGCCGUGUGCUCCCUGCAGCACCCAGACCAGCCUCGCUCACAUGGCUCUGGGCAACGUCAGACCAUUGUUUGUUUAUUUAUAUAUUUGCAGUAUUUAUAUUCCGCCCUUCUUUCUCACCCCGAAGGGGACUCAGGGCGGAUCACAAUGUACACAUACAUGGCAAACAUUCAAUGCCAUAGACAUACGACACACAGAGUCAGACACAGAGGCCAUUUAACAUUUUACAGCUUCUGGCUUCUAUGCUCAAUUCCGGCCACAUGGGGAGGUUGCUGCUUCAUCCACUUGUGACACGGAGUCCUUGAUGGUAGUACUUCCUCAUUCCUUUCUGCACGCUACUGGAAGUUUUUAUGGGGACGUAAAUUAGUUAAAUUAGCCUCCCUGCAUAAGGUAAGGUAAAGGUAAAGGUUUUCCCCUGACGUUAAGUCCAGUCAUGAGUUGGUGCUCAUCUCCCUUUCCAAGCUGAAGAGCCUGCAUUGUCCGCAGACACCUCCAAGGUCAUGUGGCCACUGCCAUGACUGCAUGGAGUGACGUUACCUUCCCGCCAGAGCAGUACCUAUUGAUCUACUCACAUUGGCAUGUUUUCGAACUGCUAGGUUGGCAGGAGCUGGGGCUAACAGCGGGCGCUCAUUCCGCUCCCAGGAUUUGAACCUGGGACCUUUCGGUCUGCAAGUUCAGCAGCUCAGUGCUUUAACACACUGCGCUACCACCACCCUGCAUAAGCGGUCCCUAAAUAUCCUACUUGACAGAUGCAACUGUCUUUCGGGCUGCUUGGGUCAACAACGAGCUGGGGCUAUUUCUUUAAAAACAAAAGUCCAGCGACAGGGGAAAAAACAGCUUGGGGUGCAUCUGUGCCGUCGAACGAACCCACUUUAAUUGCCUUGUUCAAUGCUAUGGAUUAACAAGUCCCUCAGCUGUCACUGUUUCUUCAAGUGGUAGUCUGUGAAAUGUGCACACAUGGGUUAUUUUUUGUGCUGCGCAGAGGAUCACCCAUAUGUGCCAUUUCACAGACUCCACGAAGAAGAAGAACGAGUAGCUUUCCUGUAACUGUGCUUCUUUGAGUGGAAGCCUGUGAAAUGUGAACAUAUGGAUUAUUUUCGGCACAAUAACCCAUAUAUGCGAUUUCACAGACUCCACGAAGAAGAAUGCUAUGGGGCUGUCGUUUGUUUAUUUCCAGUAUUUCUAUUCCGUCCUUCUUUCUCACUCCGAAGGGGACUCAGGGCGGAUCACAAUACACAUAGACAUGGCAAACAUUCAGUUCCAUUAGACCAGGGGUCCUCAAACCUUUUAAGUGGGGGGCCCGUUCACAGUCUCUCAGACUAGGAUGAAAUAGUGCAAAAUAAGGAUUGUUGUUGUUGUUGUUUAUUUAUUUAUUUAUUUAUUUGCUACAUUUAUAUCCCGCCCUUCUCACCCCGAAGGGGACUCAGAGCGGCUUACAAAUUAAAUUUACAUACAAUAUUAUAUUAGUAUAGUACAAUACUGGUAAC